UUCUACUGUUUCCUGUACUGUUUAGCCCUUUCUUCAACUAUAGCACUUGUCUCUAGCCUAGUUUCGGCUCAUUUUAGGAAGAAAGGCUCUUUCACAGCUCACACAGAUCACUCAGAUAUGCAGAGGUGCAGUAGUACUAGCUCCCAGGGCCAUGUCAUGGGCUCCUGCUCGUGUGGCUUGUUCCACACCCAGACAAACUCCUCCUUCUCCAUGCUCUUCUCCAUGCCCAACAAGGCUUACGAUCAAUACGAGCCGUCGGAUCAUCACCACAUGUACUCCUUUGCCUCCCCUUCUUCCGUCGACUGUACUCUCUCCCUAGGCACUCCUUCCACUCGUCUCACCUCCGAGGACGGCAGUGACGACAGGCGCGGCGGACGGCACGAGCGACGGUCCGUUUCCAACUUUUGCUGGGACUUGUUACAACCCAAGCACGCUACGUCAGCUCCGAAAAACGGCGGUGGCAACCGCGCCGGUAAUGGCGACUCGCUUCUAGCUCGCCGCUGCGCUAACUGCGACACCACCUCGACACCGCUCUGGCGAAACGGUCCACGAGGCCCAAAGUCGCUUUGCAAUGCCUGUGGAAUCCGGUUCAAGAAGGAAGAGAGACGAGCCACCGCCGCAGCCACCACGUCAGCCAACGGCGCAGCCUCUUCCGGCGGCCAUUCGUGGAUGAACAGCUCCCAGGCUCAGAAAAUGCACUGCUACGCUCCGUCAAUUAACGGUAACGAGUUCCGGUUCAUGGACGAUCACGACAUGAUGACGUCUCACGAACCGGCCGACGCCGGCAUGGGAUUCCUUUCGUGGCGCCUCAACGUCACAGACAGACCAAGCCUCGUUCAUGACUUCACCAGAUGAACUCAUGAACGUGUCCCUCUUGUUCUUCACUACUCCUAAGUUUAGUUUGCUUUAGUUCCAUGUUUUAUGUAAUUUUUUUCUUUUUAACUUCCAACAUUAUAAAUCUACCUACUACUACUGUUACCUACCGACCUUCCUUCCUUCUUCUUCCAUUGUCCCCCUUUUCGCCGUCGCCGGUGGUCCA
Messenger RNA from Argentina anserina (silverweed cinquefoil), 1039 nucleotides. RefSeq names its product GATA transcription factor 18. Gene Ontology annotation, molecular function: sequence-specific DNA binding; zinc ion binding. Bases 118 to 855 code for a protein of 245 amino acids. Gene Ontology annotation, biological process: regulation of DNA-templated transcription. The record is from RefSeq and is a predicted model, not a curated record. The transcript has 2 exons. NCBI's taxonomy places the organism in Eukaryota, Viridiplantae, Streptophyta, Magnoliopsida, Rosales, Rosaceae.